This is a messenger RNA of Microtus ochrogaster (prairie vole), 1677 nucleotides long. RefSeq names its product tripartite motif containing 58 (gene Trim58). Lineage: Eukaryota; Metazoa; Chordata; Mammalia; Rodentia; Cricetidae. Gene Ontology annotation, molecular function: zinc ion binding; protein binding. The record is from RefSeq and is a predicted model, not a curated record.
AUGGCCACUGCUCCCGGGGAGCGGCUGCGGGAGGAGGCUCGGUGCUCCGUGUGCCUGGACUUUCUGCAGGAGCCCAUAAGUGUGGAUUGUGGCCACAGCUUCUGCCUGCGGUGCAUCUCCGAGUUUUGCGAGAAGUCGGACAGCGCUCAGGGCGGCGUCUAUGCCUGUCCCCAGUGCAGGGGUCCCUUCAGGCCUGCCAGCUUCAGGCCCAAUCGGCAGCUGGCCAGUCUGGUGGACAGCGUGCGGCAACUGGGAUUGGGUACAGGACACCCAGGGACGCGCCAGUGCGCGAGGCACGGCGAAGACCUGAGCCGCUUCUGCGAGGAGGACCAUACGUUGCUGUGCUGGGUCUGUGACACUAGCCCUGAGCACCAGAGCCACCGCACUGAACCGCUGCAGGAGGCUGCCAGCCGCUACCAGAGGAUGCUCCGAGCGGCUUUGGAACUUGUGAGGAAGGACAUGGAGGAGGCUCUGAUGCAGGAGACCAACGUGGGGAAGAAGACUGUCAUUUGGAAGGAGAAAGUGGAGAUGCAGAGACAGCGCUUCAGGCUGGAGUUCGAGAAACACCGGGGGUUUCUGGCCCAGGAGGAGCAGCUGCAACUGAGGCGGCUAGAAGAGGAAGAGCGAGCCACCCUGCAGAGACUGCGGGACAGUAGGAACAGGCUGAUCCAACAGAACAAGGCCCUGAAGGAACUGGCUGAGGAGCUGGAGGAGAGGAGCCAGCGGCCAGCCCUGGGGCUGCUGGAGGGCGUGAGAGGAGUCUUGACCAGAAGCAAAGCUGUCACACGGCUGGAACCAGAGGUGAUCCCCUUGGAGCUGAAGACAGUAUGUCGCAUCCCUGGGAUGAGGGAGAUGCUGAAGAAAUUCCAAGUGGACGUGAAGCUGGACCCCGCCACUGCCCACCCCAGCCUGCUCUUGACGGCCGACCUGCGCAGUGUGCAGGAUGCGGAGGUCUGGAGAGAUGUCCCAAGCAACCCUGAACGCUUUGACACCUGGCCCUGCAUCCUGGGCCUGCAGAGCUUCUCCUCUGGGAGGCACUACUGGGAAGUCAUCGUGGGAGAAGGAGCAGAGUGGGGCCUAGGGGUUUGCCAAGACUCAGUGCCAAGAAAGGGGGAAACCACACCAUCUCCAGAGAACGGCUUCUGGGCCAUGUGGCUGCUGAGGGGAAGCGAGUACAUGGUCCUGUCCUCUCCCUCGGUGCCUACGCUACAAGAUGAGCGACCUCGCCGCAUUGGGAUCUUUCUGGACUAUGAAGCAGGCGAAAUCUCCUUCUACAACAUCACAAAUGGGUCUUACAUCUACACGUUCAGCCAUCUCUUCUCCGGCAUUCUCAGGCCCUACUUUUUUGUCUGUGACGCGACUCCUCUUAUCUUGCCACCCAUGACAGAAGCAGGACCUGGAAACUGGACCCCCAGAGGUCUCCUUGAUCUCGCUGCUGCUGUUAGAAGUGAGGACUGCUAAAACCACCCAGACGUGCUGUUCUUCACAGAGGCCCUGGGUGGAUGACCAUCAUGGCUGCAAACCACAGCCGUGCCAGCUCUGCGGCCCGUUCUGUGGAAAUUCUCCUGUGGGGACUAGGGAGUGGAUCUGGAGUGGUUCACACACCGAGGAGUGAAUGUGGACGGAAUGGCGGAGACGGCAGCAGGCUCAUCAAACCCCCUUGCCAGCCGUCUCGUC